UAGAUUGCAAUUAUAAACCUAAGAAAGGUAAAGAACGAGAAUUAGAAAUAGAAAGUUAUAUUAAAAAAAUCCGUCCCUCCGUGGUAGUUAGCAAUGACGCUCAAAAUGAAUAUGAUGAAGAAAUAAUUGUCGCCCCGUUAACCAGUAAAGAAUUAGAAAAAAUUCGCUCUUAUGAAUUACUGAUUAAGCGAAAUAAAAAAAAUGGCCUAGAUGAGGAUAGCAAGAUUUUACUUAACCGUUUACGGAAUGUUGAAAAAAUUGUUCGCUUAAAAUUUUUAUUGAUUUGGCUAUUCCGAAAGUAA
Messenger RNA from Racocetra persica, 302 nucleotides. Lineage: Eukaryota; Fungi; Glomeromycota; Glomeromycetes; Diversisporales; Gigasporaceae. The record is from the annotation of a GenBank genome assembly.